UUCAUAUAGUUGAUGAGCACUCCCAAGUGUAUUUUGUCUAAUUCAAUGUAAAUUAACUUGUAUUUUACAUAAAUUUCGAUCAAAUCGAGUUGAAACCCUAUGCAACAGCUUCCUUGUUAAGAAAUGGUUGUUAUCUCGUGUGUUGGAGAAUAUCCACGAUAUCAAUUGGAUUUCGUUGUCCUGAUGGCUUCAGACUUGUGGAUUUCGCUUGAUAUAAAAAUUCAUAUACUGGUUCAAUGAAUUAGGUUUCAAUUGUGUUUGGCUUGAAUUGAAGGUGCCAAAAUGCUUUCCUUCGAAAUGAAUGAUCGCAAAAAGAUAGGGCUAGGAUUGACAGGAUUUGGAGUGUUUUUCUCGUUCUUGGGGAUCAUAUUGUUCUUUGACAAGGGACUAAUUGCCAUGGGCAAUAUCCUCUUCUUCUCAGGAGUGACACUGACCAUUGGUCUCAAGUCAUCACUGCAGUUCUUCAGUAAACGUAGUAAUUACAAGGGAACAAUAUCAUUUGGUGUUGGCUUUUUCUUGGUUAUUAUUGGUUGGCCUAUACUGGGUAUGAUUCUUGAGGCAUAUGGAUUUGUGGUUCUUUUCAGUGGUUUCUGGCCAACAUUGGCAGUUUUUCUGCAAAAGAUACCUAUUCUAGGUUGGAUCUUCCAGCAGCCCUAUAUCAGAUCGUUCUUUGACCGCUACCGUGGAAAACGUGUCCCUGUAUAGUAGUAUCAUUUUCAAAGAUACAAAGCAAGCGAGAUUGAUUAGCCCACUUAUACGAAUUUGUAAAGCACUGUGUUGUAAGAUUUUUAUAUCUAGAAGAGUGAUGAUAGUAAUAGUUUGUUCCUAGUUGGUUGUAUCGGCCUUUCUGUGCCUAAUACAGCUCUUUCUUUGGCCUUUCUGUUCUACUAGUGAUCAGUCCAAAAAAACAAAUAUCAAAUCAUGUACCUAGUUACCACUAUAAUUCUUUUGUUUUCAUUACUCAUUAGUGAUUUUUCUUCACCAAUUA
Solanum dulcamara is the source of this 988-nucleotide messenger RNA. Its product is annotated as vesicle transport protein GOT1-like. Gene Ontology annotation, biological process: endoplasmic reticulum to Golgi vesicle-mediated transport; retrograde transport, endosome to Golgi. The record is from RefSeq and is a predicted model, not a curated record. NCBI's taxonomy places the organism in Eukaryota, Viridiplantae, Streptophyta, Magnoliopsida, Solanales, Solanaceae. The coding region runs from base 283 to 705 and encodes 140 amino acids. The transcript has 7 exons.